Messenger RNA from Cylas formicarius (sweet potato weevil), 1154 nucleotides. Its product is annotated as ATP synthase mitochondrial F1 complex assembly factor 2. Gene Ontology annotation, biological process: mitochondrial proton-transporting ATP synthase complex assembly. The coding region runs from base 153 to 947 and encodes 264 amino acids. Gene Ontology annotation, cellular component: mitochondrion. The record is from RefSeq and is a predicted model, not a curated record. NCBI's taxonomy places the organism in Eukaryota, Metazoa, Arthropoda, Insecta, Coleoptera, Brentidae. The transcript has a single exon.
CCAGUCCAUGUAGCCUACAACGGUCAAGAUUUUAAACAUUUAUGGUUAAAGAAGAAGAAAGUUUGGUUAAAAUUAAAUUUCUCUUGUACUUUUAAGUGCAAAAACAAAAGUCGUCAUUCGUCACUUUUUUUCGCCCUUGUAAUGCCCGCAUAAUGUUUACAAGGUUUAUGACGCUGGUGACGAAAAAAAAAAUACAUGGAACGAGGUUCUACGCUACCGCGAAACGCUUUUACAAAAACGCGAGUAUUAUUAAAAGUGAGGGCAAAUUCGAAAUUAUAUUAGAUCAGAUGCGGUUAAAAACGCCAAAAGGAAAUGUCUUUAACAUAAAUAGUGAACCUUUAGCUCUGGCGGUAGCAACGGAAUUUAAUUCUCAGCGCGACAAAAUCCUCCAGAGCGAAAUGCACAUCACCACACUGUGCAAUACCAUUUUAGACAAUCCUAAUAACCUGACAAAGUAUGACAUCGUAACUUACAUUGUGAACUACUUAGACACAGAUGCCAUACUCUUUCAGACAAAUGAAAACGAAGAGCUCUUUCAACUCCAGAUAUGUCAAUGGGAUCCUGUUAUUGAAUGGUUCAACGAGCGCUUCGGCGUUAAUUUGAAAAAAUCUGUUGAUAUGGAUGUGUGUGCGAUUAGUGAUGGUGACAAAGCAACUUUAACUAGACACUUAUUGUCUCAUAAUUUUGGAACACUACAUGGAUUCAUGUAUGGUAUAGACACUUUAAAGUCGGGCAUCCUGACGCUUGCAUGCACUGAAAAGCACAUAAGUCCUGAACAGGCGGUUCUUUUGUCCAGAUUAGAGGAGGAGUACCAGAGCGGCCGCUGGGGUCGAGUAAAGUGGGCUCAUGAUCUCAAUCAGCAGGACAUGCAGACUCGACUUGCGGCGGUAAUGUUGUUUGUACAUUUUACUAGCCAUGCAACAAAAAUCCAACAGAAAGAGGUGUAAAUAAAUAUUUUUAAUACCUAAUCCUUUUAAGCACACCAGUGAUUAUUUUUAAUUUACUUUGAUUUUUUUGGCCACAUACUUUUGCUUCCUGCCAAAUCAGGGAUCAGUAAUCUCAAAAGCUCUAUUUUCAUUAUGUUGGUAGCCCUGAACUUAUGACUGGGUAAUGUAAUAGAAUGUGAAUUUUAGAAAUAAUAAAUAAUCUUUUUU